AUGGCCUCCGCGGAGGCUGGGUCCCCCUCCUCCAGCGGUGCCCCUACCUGCAGCCCUGCCCGGGAAUCGCGCGUGCGCUAUGACAGGGGCAUGCGCAUUUGGGGUGCGGAGGGCCAGGACGCCCUGGAAAGGGCUUCGGUGUGCCUCCUGCAUGCUGGACCUACCGGGGCUGAAGCCCUGAAAAACUUGGUGCUGGGAGGCAUCCGAUCCUUCACCGUGGUGGAUGGCGAGAGGGUGGGACCCCAGGACCUGGGCAAUAACUUCAUGAUUGACCAGGAUGCCUUGGGGCGCCCUAGGGCGGAGGUCGUGACAGCCAGCCUCAAGGAGCUGAACGAGGCCGUAGGGGGGAGUUACGUGGUAGAUGAGCCUGCGCAGCUCAUCUCCAGCAACCCCUCCUUCUUCCAUGAGUACGACCUGGUCAUCGGCGCCCAGCUGCGAUGUAGCGACGCUGCAGCGCUGGACGCUGUGUGUCGCGAGAGGGGCAUUCCCCUGAUCCUGGGCCGGGCCUAUGGCCUCGUCGGACUCGUCCAGGUGUGCGUCGCUGAGCACUGCGUCGUCGAGUCCAAGCCAGACAACACGAUAGAAGACCUGAGGUUGACCGAGCCCUGGCCAGAGCUGGCAGAGGCUGCGGCGCAAGUCGAUGCCGGCCUGCUGGAUGACCACGUCAGGGGUCACGUCCCAUAUGCCCUCCUGCUCAUCAGGGCGGCGGCAGCCUGGGCCGCGACGCAUGGUGCACCGUUCCCUCGUACAUCGGCAGAGAAGGCAGACUUCAAGGAGGGCCUCCGAUCCUUGCAGCGCUGCAUUGAGGGUGUCCCCGUUGAGGAAGAAAACAUCACAGAGGCGAUCGCCAAUGCGCACAGAGUGUGGUCUGGGAGCUCCGCUCCAACCCCGGAGCUGGUGCGCUUGUUCCAGGACGAAGCCUGCCAGCAUCUCCGCGCCGGCUCCUCCCCCUUCUGGAUCUGCGUGGCGGCCCUGAGCCGCUUUGUGGCCUCCAAUGCAGCAGGCGCCCUGCCCCUGGAGGGAAACAUUCCUGACAUGCAUGCUGGGUCUCAGGAGUUCCUGGCCCUGCAGCGGCUGUACCGAGCCAAGGCCGAGGCUGACGCUCAAGAGGUCGAAGGGCUGGCGCACGAUGUGGCUGGAGCCGCCGGUGCCAGCGUCAGCAGGGUGACCUCGGCAUAUGUUCGCUCGGUGUGCAAGAAUGCGCGGCGCCUCAGAGUCAUUCGGUGCCCCGCCCUGCACCCAGACGGCCUGCCAGUGAGGACAGAACCAGAAAAAGGAGGGACAGACGCGUUGCGUCAGGCGCUGGCCAGUGAGGACGCCACAGCGAGCACGGCUGCGUUCUCGGUGCUGGUACCUGCUGCGGAUAGAUACUACAGGACACAUCAGCGCUUCCCUGGAUCGCUGCACGGCAGCGAGGUCCCUGAGGGCGAGGUCUCGCAGCUGCAUGCCAUCGCCCAGGGCCUCCUGGCCGAGUCGGGGAUCUCCGGCGUCCACCUGCCCGAGGAUGCCACCACGGAACUCGUGCGAUGGGGCGGGGCGGAGCUGCACUGCGUGGCGGCCAUCAUUGGCUCCAUCGCCAGUCAGGAGGCCAUUAAGCUGCUGACGGGGCAGUUUGUGCCGCUGGCGGGCACUCUGUUUUAUAGUACGGUGCAUGCCACCUCACUCCUGUUUGCCUGA
Auxenochlorella protothecoides is the source of this 1677-nucleotide messenger RNA. Its product is annotated as NEDD8-activating enzyme E1 regulatory subunit. Gene Ontology annotation, molecular function: NEDD8 activating enzyme activity. The transcript has 11 exons. The record is from RefSeq and is a predicted model, not a curated record. Gene Ontology annotation, cellular component: cytoplasm. The coding region runs from base 1 to 1677 and encodes 558 amino acids. NCBI's taxonomy places the organism in Eukaryota, Viridiplantae, Chlorophyta, Trebouxiophyceae, Chlorellales, Chlorellaceae. Gene Ontology annotation, biological process: protein neddylation.